AUGGGUCCUUCACCAAUUGGAGAAGAUAAUAAUACAGCUGAUAAUAGCACCUCUUUCGAUAUCGUACAGCACGGCCACAAGGAUCUGGUUCAGGCAAUUGCUUUCAACGCAUACGGCGACAGAUGCGCCACCGGUAGCGUGGACGGUAAGAUUCGCGUCUUCAAUCGACAUCAAGAUGGCAUCUGGCGGUUGUGCGAUAAUUGGAAAGCUCAUCCUGGCGAGAUACUAGAGCUUCAAUGGCUACCGCCCACCAUAUAUCCCAACUUACUAGCAUCCCUCGGCAUUGAGGGUCGUUUCAGACUAUGGGCUGAAGACCCCUCGGCUGCCCCGGGGAGACGUUUUAGUGCUAGAGACGGGAACGGCAAGAAUGUUUCUGAGUUAAGGUCUGGUCGGUAUCCCUAUAGGUCCUUUUCAGUCAAGCAUGAUGAGGUUACCCGGACUACAUAUGUCGCCCUUCUUGCCUCCGACGGCCAUCUCACAGUAUACGAGUGUGAGGAACCGGAAACCUUGACGGAUUAUGCAAAGCUUGAUGAUUUCCAGGCUUGCACAAAGCCCAAUCGUGGCGAGGAAACGUGCUUUAAGGUCCUCUUUGACCCGAAUCCCGAACCUUGCUAUAACGCUCUUAGAGCCGGUGUGCCGGCGGAUGCAUUGAGUCUGGUAGUAUCGGGCAUGACCACGGUAAAAAUAUUUAGAACUCGCGACACCGUCACUAGCUCUUUCGGUGCCGCGACAAGACAAAGGCAGUUUUAUCUAGCUAUUGAGAUCGAAGAUCAUAAUCACUUAGUCCGAGAUGUCGCCUGGGCUCCCGGGAAUUAUAGGGGAUAUGACAUGAUCGCUACCGCAUGUCAGGAUGGCUUUGUCCGGGUGUUCCGAAUCGAUACUCCUUUCUCGCAAGACGAUGGCAAAUCCUGGGCUCUGGCGGACAUCCUAGGCAGCGCAAAGCCCGAUGAAAAACCUGCCGCUACAAGCGGUCAUCUCCGCAGAAGUUCUCAAGCUCCUUCCGGUAUAAGAGCCGAGAUUGACAAGUCCGGGACUCACGGAGAAAGACCAUCGACCGACCUACCUGGCCAAGUUCAUCACACUGCUAAGCUACUGUCUAAGCUCAGUGCCCAUCGGUCCCCUGUCUGGAGAGUCGACUUUGACGAUGAUGGCCAGAUCCUAGGGAGUGUUGGAGAUGAGGGCAGGCUGGUAUGCUACCGGCAACUCCCCGACGGGUCCUGGGCAAAGAGUUCGGAAUUAGGCAUGAUGAAAGCCAAAAUGACUGCCCCGCCCAUCCACAUGGGUUGA
Messenger RNA from Daldinia caldariorum, 1287 nucleotides. RefSeq names its product WD40 repeat-like protein. Gene Ontology annotation, cellular component: Seh1-associated complex; nuclear pore outer ring. Bases 1 to 1287 code for a protein of 428 amino acids. Gene Ontology annotation, biological process: positive regulation of TORC1 signaling; cellular response to amino acid starvation. The record is from RefSeq and is a predicted model, not a curated record. The transcript is spliced from 2 exons. Gene Ontology annotation, molecular function: structural molecule activity; protein binding. NCBI's taxonomy places the organism in Eukaryota, Fungi, Ascomycota, Sordariomycetes, Xylariales, Hypoxylaceae.